CGAAGCGGAGUGAACGUAGACGCGCUUGGACAGUGCGCGGCGCGGUGCGCGGACAGUGUAGCGGGUGAACGAGCGAGCGAGCGUUGCUACGCUGGCUUUGUGGAUUUUGCCGAUUUUUCCCUCGGCUGUCAAGCCGGAGAAGCGCCCUACUCUCGCGGCGCGUGAAAGCGGUGCUUCGUGAGUGACGCCCCUAGCACGCCUCGCGCGUCCUCUUCGCCGCAUUGCUCUCUAUUUCUCUCUCUCUCUCUCUCUCUCUUUCUCUCUUUCGAAGACGCGAAUUUGUCUCUCGCUCCGAUCUGUCAUCCUUUCUUUCUCGCGCUCUCUCUCUCUUUCUCUCUCUCCCUGUCGCUCAGAGUCCGCGUGUUCGUCUCUUUUCCCAUCGCGAUACGCUCGAUAAUCGUAUAUUCGCGGACGACGGCGAUCACGACUCACGACACGAGGACGGUGACGUCCGUCGCGACACUCUGACGUUUUUGCCUUCGAUCGGCAGCGCGUCGCGUGUGCACCACCAGUUGCGUGUUGCGUAACUGCAUUUUACAGCAGCCCGCCGCCUCUCGCCGAGUACCGCGCGGGUGCAUCGGUCUCCCGUCCCUCCCGCGUCCAUCCUUCGCCUAGUCACGCUGAAGAGUUUGGAGCCGCGGAACCUUGGGAUCUUGACGUUUGGAGCGCACGACUUCGCUGCAGUUUCCCGCGGAGGACGUGAUAGCACGGCGGACGCGCGGCCGAAAAGGCGGAAGUAUCCAUCGACCAUGGCGGCGGGAACGUGCCAAUUUGCCUGAGGAGACAGUAUCCGCAGAAAUCCGCAAGGAUGGUGCUGGUGGUGGGCGGGGUGGUCCUGCAGGAAGAGAUUCCUGCGGACAGCAGAUCCUUGUACGCGGCUCAUCCGGUAUAUCGUGAGAGCGCGGCUCAGCUGCACUCGAUGCCGGCGAAGCUUGUGGGUCCGGUGGGCCUCCUUUACGUUCAACAACGAGAAAUGGCUGCGACGCUGCCGCACGACAAGAACGUGAGCAUCCUCGGUUCGGACGACAUGACCACAUGCAUAAUCGUUGUCGUCAGGCAUUCCGGCUCGGGCGCCGCCGCUCUGGCGCACCUUGACGGCUCCGGAACGGAAGAUGCUGCUGCAGCAAUGAUCCAGAGGGUAACGGAACUUGCCCUCGGAUAUCCCGAAGGUCGCCUGGAGCUACAGUUGAUUGGUGGCUAUUCCGAUCCGAGAAACUAUUCUGAGGAAUUAUUUUACAAUAUACUUUCUGCAUUUCACAAGCAACCGGUGGAGAUCGAUCUAACGCUGUGCUGCGUGGGCGAGCUGAAUACCACCGUGAGAGGUGGGAUUCAUUGGCCGUUGAUCUACGGUAUCGGACUGAACGUGAAGACAGGCGAAAUCUUUCCCGCGACUUUCCCUGACAAAGGUCCAGAUCAGGCACUAAGGUGUGCCAGACAAUUGACCGGGGGUCAGCAGGUUUUGGAUAUAUAUGAUUGCGCUCUGGGGUUACUUAGAAUCGGCCCGUUUAACUACGACCCCUUGCGUGGCGUGGAUCUUUGGUUGGCACAAACCGAUCAGUUCAUCCUGCAGCACCUGUCCACAUCACCGGAAGUGGAACAACCACAUUUCGUAUCACAGGUGCGGGCAACGCUCAAGUAUAUCCAAGACAAUCAAUUUCCGGCCGUCACCGUCUUCCGAGAUAACCGACCUCAUUAUUACCGUCGGGACGAAACCACUGGUGUCUGGCAGCCGAUGCGAUACUAAAACGUUCAACAAGCCGCAGAUUCAGUUAGGGCUUGCGUGAUGGUUGUUCGACGAAAUUUUCGAACGACACGAAGUAUAAUAAUAAAUUCACGAAUCGGCGAAGCGUACGGAGUAGGAUCAAACUAUAAAAAUAUCAAUUAGUCGAGUUUGAUACUGCAUCUUCUGAAGAUCGCGGUGUCUUCGUCGGAGUUGUUUAAGCCCUAAUGCGUCCGUUUGAAAAAAUUGACUAGCAUUUACAAUUUGUGAGCAAAUUGCGGAAGUCGGCGUGCAAUAAUUGCAGCCCUCGUCAGCUGGCAAUUAUCAGUGAUCGUCG
Messenger RNA from Mycetomoellerius zeteki, 2057 nucleotides. RefSeq names its product N-terminal amidohydrolase 1 (gene Ntan1). NCBI's taxonomy places the organism in Eukaryota, Metazoa, Arthropoda, Insecta, Hymenoptera, Formicidae. Gene Ontology annotation, biological process: ubiquitin-dependent protein catabolic process. Gene Ontology annotation, molecular function: protein-N-terminal asparagine amidohydrolase activity. Gene Ontology annotation, cellular component: nucleus. The record is from RefSeq and is a predicted model, not a curated record. Bases 809 to 1744 code for a protein of 311 amino acids. The transcript is spliced from 8 exons.